UGCGCAGGCCGGGGUGGCGGCGCGAGCUGCGGUCCCCGCGCAGGCUGCGCCCCGCGCUCCCGCCCUCGACCGCUUCCCCGGCUCCUCCCUCCUCGCGAGCUUCUCCCCGGCGGCCGCGCGGGCGGGAGGCAGAGAUGGCAGAUGAGAUCGCUAAGGCUCAGGUCGCCCAGCCCGGCGGCGACACCAUCUUCGGGAAGAUCAUCCGCAAGGAAAUCCCGGCCAAAAUCAUUUAUGAGGAUGACCAGUGUCUUGCUUUCCACGACAUUUCCCCUCAAGCACCAAUACAUUUUCUGGUGAUACCCAAGAAACCAAUAACCCAGAUUUCUGCAGCUGAAGAUGAAGAUGAAAAGCUUCUUGGACAUUUGAUGAUUGUUGGCAAGAAAUGUGCUGCUGAGCAGGGUCUAAAGAAGGGUUACCGGAUGGUGGUGAAUAACGGUUCAGAUGGAGGACAGACUGUCUAUCAUAUUCAUCUUCAUGUUCUCGGAGGUCGGCAGAUGAAUUGGCCUCCUGGUUAAGCACAUUUUAGAAAUAGUUUACCUUCUCUGGCAAUACAAGCUAGCAAGUUCCAAUGUUUCAAUUAUUAGUAUGCUUAGUUUUGCCUGUCGUGGAAUAAGAAAAUGAUGUUAAAAAUUCACAUGUAAUAAAAACCAUUGCUGAA
Messenger RNA from Sorex fumeus (smoky shrew), 658 nucleotides. RefSeq names its product histidine triad nucleotide binding protein 1 (gene HINT1). The coding region runs from base 135 to 515 and encodes 126 amino acids. The transcript is spliced from 3 exons. Gene Ontology annotation, cellular component: cytoplasm; nucleus. Gene Ontology annotation, biological process: purine ribonucleotide catabolic process. The record is from RefSeq and is a predicted model, not a curated record. Lineage: Eukaryota; Metazoa; Chordata; Mammalia; Eulipotyphla; Soricidae. Gene Ontology annotation, molecular function: hydrolase activity.